Messenger RNA from Manis javanica (Malayan pangolin), 2342 nucleotides. It is a transcript of the gene RSPO3, whose product is annotated as R-spondin 3. The record is from RefSeq and is a predicted model, not a curated record. NCBI's taxonomy places the organism in Eukaryota, Metazoa, Chordata, Mammalia, Pholidota, Manidae.
UGCUUGCGAACGGCAGAAGCAGCUCAGGGUCUCUCCGCCGCCCCUUGGCCAUGGCCGCGCUGCCGACCGCGCCCGCUCCCCUGCGCGCCCGGGGCCCCCGCCGCUGCCGCCGCAGCCGCCGCGCCCUCUGAGCCCGGGGGGCCGCCGCCCGGAUCCCGCCCGCCAGCCGCGCCGCGCACCAUGCUACCUGCGGCCGCCCGGGCGAGGCCGUUCGCUGCUCGUGGAACCCUCGCUCGCGGCGUUGACAGCCACCCUCGCGGAGCCGCCGCAGUUCAGGGCUCGGACAAUCUGAAAGUACAGUAGUUGGUCCCUGUCCGCCCGACCUCUUCGCUUGCCAUCCAGCACGCCUGUCGGAUCGAAGUGGAGAAGUCCGCUGCUUCGGUCCUCACUCUUUUGCUCUCUAACACCUACAUUUAUUUCUAAAACACUCAAUAUAAUUAACAAUCAAAAGAAAAAGGAGAAAAGGAAGGGAAACAUUACUGGGUUACUAUGCACUUGCGACUGAUUUCUUGGUUUUUUAUCAUUUUGAACUUUAUGGAAUACAUCGGCAGCCAAAACGCCUCUCGAGGAAGGCGCCAGCGAAGAAUGCAUCCUAACGUCAGUCAAGGCUGCCAAGGAGGCUGUGCAACGUGUUCAGAUUACAAUGGAUGUUUGUCAUGUAAGCCCAAACUAUUUUUUGUUCUGGAAAGAAUUGGCAUGAAGCAGAUUGGAGUGUGUCUCUCUUCAUGUCCAAGUGGAUAUUAUGGAAUUCGAUAUCCAGAUAUAAAUAAGUGUACAAAAUGCAAAGCUGACUGUGAUACCUGUUUCAACAAAAAUUUCUGCACAAAGUGUAAAAAUGGAUUUUACUUACACCUCGGGAAGUGCCUUGACAAUUGCCCAGAAGGGUUGGAAGCCAACAACCAUACCAUGGAGUGCGUCAGCAUUGCGCACUGCGAGGCCGGUGAGUGGGGCCCUUGGAGUCCAUGCGCAAAGAAAGGAAAAACGUGUGGCUUCAAAAGAGGAACUGAAACCCGGGUCCGAGAAAUAACACAGCAUCCAUCAACAAAGGGUAACCUGUGUCCCCCUACCAGUGAGACAAGAAAGUGUACAGUGCAAAGAAAGAAGUGUCAGAAGGGAGAACGAGGAAAAAAAGGAAGGGAGAGAAAAAGGAAAAAAAUUAAUAAAGAAGAAAAUAAGGACGCAAUACCUGAUAACAAAGGUCUGGAACCUAGCAGAGAAACUCCAGAACAACAAGAAAACAAAGACAAACAGCAGCAGAAGAAGCGGAAGGUCCAAGAUAAACAACAGAAAUCGGUAUCAGUCAGCACUGUACACUAGAAGGUCCCAUGAGAUUUUUAUAGACUCAUGAUGCUGCUAUCUCAACCAGAUGCCCAGGACAGGUGCUCUAGCCAUUAGGACCACAAAUGGACAACGUAUCAGCUACUGCUCAGUCUAAACAACAUUCUGAAAAGUUGCUAUAUUCUUCAUACAAGCAUAGUUAACAACAAAGAGCCAAAAAUUCAAAGAAGGGAUGCUUUCAAAUGGCUACCUUACAUGCUUCUGUGCAUUUUUAAGAGACAAUAAAUUUUGUACAUAACUUUCAAUAGGCAGGAAGAUAUAAGCAUAAGGAUGACAUCUAGAGAAGUAACAUCAUUUCCCUAUAAAAAGGUUUUUUCAAGCUACUGCUUUAAGAAGCAAAAGAUAGUUUUGCAAAUUCAAAGAUGUAGUGUCCCUUCAAAACAAAGGAGAGAUGUGGGGAGAGAAAUAUCUUUCAAAGGACAGUGUUGUUUUGUCCACAAGAUCUAGAAAGUGCUCAGAUGUUAGGGCCCGGCAUUUGGAAUCCUAGGAAUUACCGCCACAGAAACAACUGUUUUAAGAUUGGUUCUUUUGCCCUCAUCCUGUCCUUCAGCAAGAAGCAUGAGAGUUACAUACAACAGAUGGGAUUGGAGAAAAGCAAAAUGUGGAAGAAAGCAUAGAGUUGGAGAUAAUUUUUGUGCUGUACAAAAACUGUGAAGGGUUGUGAUUACCUGGAACAGGUCUCCAAUCUAUAUCAGCACUGUGAGGUUCAGCCUCUGCUACCCUUGGGUUAUAUAAGUCUGUAAACAUGUACCUGUAACUACUCCCAGAAACAAAAGCAUACUUAUUAGAAGAAAAUUCUAAUGUCAUAGAAAACAAAAACUAGAGCAAGGAGAAAAUAACAUGUUUGCAAAGUCAUGAGUUUUCUUUCUCAACUGAGGGAAAAACAAUUUUGUUACCUGCUUAAUGGUCCAUCUGGAACUAAAAGGGAUACUACUUUCUAAUAAGGUGUAUCUAGUAGGGGGGAAAGCCACCACAAUAAAUAUAUUUGUUGAUAGUUUUUAAAA